This is a messenger RNA of Salvelinus sp. IW2-2015, 993 nucleotides long. It is a transcript of the gene lepa, whose product is annotated as leptin a. Gene Ontology annotation, biological process: signal transduction. Lineage: Eukaryota; Metazoa; Chordata; Actinopteri; Salmoniformes; Salmonidae. The transcript has 3 exons. Gene Ontology annotation, molecular function: hormone activity. Gene Ontology annotation, cellular component: extracellular region. The record is from RefSeq and is a predicted model, not a curated record. Bases 180 to 707 code for a protein of 175 amino acids.
CUGCCCUCAGCUAUAAGAGAAGACCUGAUGGAGCCUGGGAGUGACAAACACACAGACCCUCAGAGGAAUACCUGUGCUAUUCUUUAUACAUACACAGAUUAAGCACCAGGUUCAAAACACACACAUUGACACGCGUACACACAUUCACGCGCAUACACCUGUUCAUACAGACUACAGAUAUGGAUUGUUCCAUGGCCCCCCUGGUGUCCUUUCUACUGGCACAUUUCAGUAUGGGGGCAGGAGCUUCACUGUCAUUGGACAUAGUGAGAACCAAGGUCAAAUUCCUUGCUCAGACCAUGGUGUACAGGACACAGAUGGAAAUCAAAAAGCUCCCUUCCUCUUCUAACCUGGUAAUCGACGGCCUGGAAUUGUUUUUCCCGGCAGCUGCAGGAGACCAGCCUAUAGAAGGCCUGCCUUCCAUAGUAGAGACCAUGGGGUUCUACCAGGACCUGCUGAUCUCUCUAGACAUGGCGGACCUCAAACAGCUGGUGGAAGACGCCUCCACUAUGCGGGGUCAGCUGGAGAACUGGAUGAUGUCGCGCUGCCCAGGUCGCCAGCAGAAACAGACAGGAGAGGGUGGGUUGGAGGAGGCUCUGAAGGACAGUGUCAGGAAGUUUGGUCUGAGUGUGAGUCCAGUGGCACUAAACAGACUCAAGGGCUACCUCGAUCGGCUACUGCUGAACCUGGAUCAGCUCAGGUACUGCUGAUCAACUGUUACUGACAUAGAUCAUCACUGAGUGACUGAACUCAGAUCCGUUUGUGCCAUUCUGAACAACUGUUACUGACUAUGACUGUCACUGAGUAACUGAACUUUGAUCAACUCAUGAUCUGCUGAAAACCUAGAAUGAGUUGAAGCAAGACUGGACAGUCAUAAGUCUAAAGAUUAUUCUGGGUGUACUUCAGAUCACAGUCACUAUCAGUCACUAAGUUAUUAAGACAUGUUAUAUUGUAUUUUAUUCAGACAAGGAUUCUAGCUUGAGGUAUUUAUUUCUA